CCGAUGAUGCGCUGCGGGUUCCCGAGACACGCAAACGUGGGACGAACCAUCAACACAGGUUUGUGCAUCCAAAGCUGUAAGCGAGGGUCAGACUACGCUUGUGUUCUCGCCGUAAUCACAGCUAUCAGGGCCAGAUAAUCAAAGCCACGGACAACGAAAGCGUCAUGCGUGCUUCCAAAUUUAAUGUUACUCGUGCCCGAGUGAGGGCGGAGCAUGACUGGUCUCUCCGGGAGAUAUCGGAAAGGCGGGUGUGCGUCCCACUGGCUAGCCAGCGCGCUUCGCCAUGGGAGCGCUCGCACCAGCCUCGAGUCACCACUUGACUGUGCGAAGUCGGUGACACGAUCGACGGAAAAGGCCUGGGAACGACGCCGAUCGUGCACACGAAAUGGGGAUGGCCCAAGAAGGUUGUCCCAUAUGGCUGGGUCUCCAGCACCAAAUCGGGUAGUCUCAAAGGUGAUGUCGACG
This is a messenger RNA of Mycena citricolor, 465 nucleotides long. Lineage: Eukaryota; Fungi; Basidiomycota; Agaricomycetes; Agaricales; Mycenaceae. The record is from the annotation of a GenBank genome assembly.